AUACGCGAGCAAUUCCGACAUCAACCCAUCCCUCCUUUUACUAACGCAACAGUCAAAAUGGGUGACGCAGACAUCAAGGCCAGCCAGUGGAGACUCGUCGAGGUCGGCCGUGUCGUCCUCUUCAGCUCCGGCAUCUACGCUCAGAAGCUCGCCGCUGUUGUUGAGAUCAUCGACCACAAGCGCGUCCUUGUCGAGGGUCCUUCCUCCGACCCCAAGGCUGCCGUCCCCCGCCACUCCGCCUCUCUCUCGGACCUCUCUUUGACUCCCAUCGUCAUUGAGAAGCUUCCCCGCGCCGCCGGCCACACCGCCCUCAAGGCUCUCUGGGAGAAGGACUCUGUCGACAGCAAGUGGAACAACAGCGCCUGGGCCAAGAACCGCGAGCGCUCCGUCAAGCGCAAGCAGCUUACCGACUUCGAGCGCUUCAAGGUUAUGCGCCUGAGAAAGCAGGCCCGUUUCGAGGUCCGCAAGCAGUUCGCCGCUGCCCGCGCCCAGUCCGCCAAGGCAUAGAUGGAUGACUCGGACAAAACAAAAGGGGACGGAUACCUGGGUUCAAUGGGAGUAGUGGGCUUUGGCUUUUUGCACAAAUGAAAGCGGGGGUUCUUCUUUUCACACUGCUACGUUGCAAACACUCGAUGCUGCCUUUACGUGUUUCCAGCAGAAGGUACAUGACAGCUUCUGGGAGACUGACGGAAGGCCAUAAAAAGUCCUAGCAUCGACAAAGCCUAUCCAGCUUCUUUUCUCAAAUGCUGUGGGAAAACAAGGAAAAUGCUUCAAACACCAAAAUCUUCAGCAACAACGCUUUUUACGUUCA
Messenger RNA from Aureobasidium pullulans EXF-150, 811 nucleotides. RefSeq lists its product as uncharacterized. The record is from RefSeq and is a predicted model, not a curated record. Gene Ontology annotation, molecular function: RNA binding; structural constituent of ribosome. Gene Ontology annotation, biological process: translation; ribosomal large subunit biogenesis. Gene Ontology annotation, cellular component: ribosome; cytosolic large ribosomal subunit. The transcript is spliced from 4 exons. The coding region runs from base 58 to 507 and encodes 149 amino acids. NCBI's taxonomy places the organism in Eukaryota, Fungi, Ascomycota, Dothideomycetes, Dothideales, Saccotheciaceae.